AGGUUUCAACAACUGCAUCCAAAAACACUUUGCACCUCACCGAACCACAUUACUGUGCAUCAGCCCAACAUUAGCAUAUUCAAGAGACUAACUGCAGUUACAUGUCUAUGGAGGUCCUUCCAGGUCACCUUGAGUUUCCUGGGCCUGAUCUCUGAUGAAGGACCCUCCCCCUGACCCCAGACCCAGGGAGCCUGCCUGCCUGGGAGCCAGCCUCUGUGCCUGUGUGUCUCACUGCCACCGACAGUGGCAGCAGGAGGAAUCUGAGCGGAGUGGUGUAGGAAGAUUCAGUCCCUGAGCGGCAGCAGCACAGCUCUGAUCCUGCCCUUGCCUCUGCUGUAGUAUGAGGACUCUUCUCGAGUACGUCGCCUUUUUCUUCGCUCUGGUGUCAUCUGGCUUUCUCAUCGUGGCCACCUGGACGGACUGCUGGAUGGUCAACACUGACGACAGUCUGGAGUUCAGCUCCAGUUGUCGAGGCCUGUGGUGGGAGUGUGUGACCCACGUCUUCGAUGGAGUCACAACCUGCGAUGAAUAUGACUCCAUAUUUGCUGACCACUCCGUGAAGCUGGUGGUAACCCGAACCCUGAUGAUUAUGGCUGAUAUCCUGUCCGGGUUCGGCUUCGUUAUCCUGCUCCUCGGACUGGACUGCAUAAAAUUCCUGGAGGAAGCACCAAACAUUAAGAUCCGGAUCUGCUUAGUUGCUGGAAUAACGUUACUGCUGGCAGCGGUCCCUGGAAUGAUCGCCUCAGUGUGGUACGCGGUCGGGGUCUACGUGGAGCGCACCACGCUGGUUUUCCACAACGUGUUCCUGGGGCUGCAGUACCAGUUUGGCUGGUCCUGCUGGCUCGGAAUGGCUGGCUCUAUGGGCUGCGUUCUAGCAGGGACCGUGCUGACAUGCUGCAUGCACUUGUUUAAAGACGUUGGAUCUGGUCGAAAUCCGUUCCACUACAACCAUCCCUCGAGGCUAGUGCAGAGGAAGAAGCCUGCCAGACUGUCCCCUGACACCAUGCACUCCUACACCAGGAGUGAAACAGCCAAGAUGUAUGCCGUGGACACCAGGGUUUAGAGCCAGGCAUUUAACAGCAGUGCUGCAGUAUGGGCCUCCAUUCUCAUCAGGAUUUACACUUGCACCUGCAAGAGGCUGAAAAGCAUUUUCUUCAGAAAAAGACGACCACGCACACAGCACUUUGCUUCUACAACAGCGCCACCUGCUGGGCAGAAACUGAACUUUGCUGGACAGAAAACAGGCUUUCUUGUCUAUUGCACAUCCAUGAACCAGUGGCCGGGACAUGACCGCCAGAGUGACUGCGUGCAUUCAAAGACACAUUCUUUAUGAUUAGUGCAUCCUUUUCCACUCCUGUUUAUAGUGGGUAUUGCCAGAAACGAUGAGUCCCACUUAGAGAUGACAGAUGUUUACUAGUUUAUGUUUGAUGUACGGUACUGUCUGUAUAAUAUUGUGCUCCCACGAUCUAACCAUUAGCAGAAUAAAACUAAUACUCAUGUCUUUAACUUGCUUGUUUGCUUAUUGCUUUCUUAUAUUCUUGUUUUAUUUCACCGUUGCAUCAGGAAAUUAAC
This is a messenger RNA of Acipenser ruthenus (sterlet), 1572 nucleotides long. RefSeq names its product claudin-16-like. Gene Ontology annotation, molecular function: structural molecule activity. Gene Ontology annotation, cellular component: plasma membrane; bicellular tight junction. NCBI's taxonomy places the organism in Eukaryota, Metazoa, Chordata, Actinopteri, Acipenseriformes, Acipenseridae. Gene Ontology annotation, biological process: cell adhesion; bicellular tight junction assembly. The record is from RefSeq and is a predicted model, not a curated record. The coding region runs from base 341 to 1063 and encodes 240 amino acids. The transcript has 5 exons.